Oncorhynchus kisutch (coho salmon) is the source of this 6106-nucleotide messenger RNA. RefSeq names its product calcium-binding mitochondrial carrier protein SCaMC-2. Bases 732 to 2333 code for a protein of 533 amino acids. The record is from RefSeq and is a predicted model, not a curated record. Gene Ontology annotation, cellular component: mitochondrial inner membrane. NCBI's taxonomy places the organism in Eukaryota, Metazoa, Chordata, Actinopteri, Salmoniformes, Salmonidae. Gene Ontology annotation, molecular function: calcium ion binding. Gene Ontology annotation, biological process: transmembrane transport. The transcript has 9 exons.
GUUUCGUUCUGGGUUUCAAAAAUUUACAUCAACGAUGGUGAUUGGCUACUGGACCUAUCCAUCAUGCACAUUCCAACACCCUCCCUAUUCACUCUCCACUAGUCAUUUCCUUCUAGGUUGAAAAUGCUAAAGUAGGCAGGAAGAGUCCUUUACGGCACCGGCUUUUUUUGGUUUGUGGUAUCACUUAUCAAUCGAACUGCCAAUUCAAACGGGAGGAAUUCGCCGGCUAUAGCCAAGAAAGGGCAGUGGACAUCUUCAAUACCAGUAGAAGGUAUCACUGAAGUGACUUUCGUGGCACAUUACAGCAAAAACUUGUUGAAAUUUACAGUAUAUUGACUAAGUUACAUUGUAACGCGGCUCAGCAUCCACCUCAUCACUUCUCAGCUGGCAGACGUAGCUAAAAUAGCUAACGUUAGCUAGCUAGCUAUUUUGCCGGUUGCUAGUACGCCAACCGAGUUAGCAGAUAAUUAAAGAAGUCAACCGUUAUGGGCCAAACCUGGAUAACGGUGGAAUGAGAUAGUUACAUUGCAAAGUUUACAUUUGACUGUUUAGUCUGCACUACUUUUAGCAGUCCUUCUGAGCAAUUUAGUUAGAACGCACGUGACGUGGUGGCUAAAAUAGACUUGUCCAUAUUUGGCAGCUUGCCAAGCUACCCCAAUUUACAUUUCAUUUAGAUAUAGUAAAAUAUCGGCUAUCGAUUGUAAUAGUUUGAUCAUAUUGGUUCCAUCCGUAUGAUGCAUAAGCAAGGGUCGUUCGUGUCCCCCUUGCUCAGCGGGGUCUUUUGUCAAUGCCAAGCAGAUGAGGCGCACCGGGGUUCUGACCCAGGUGGCGGGGUCGAGGAUACUGGGGGUCCAUCCUUCCCACCCCGGGCUCGGCCGUUGUCAGGGGUGAACACAGGUUCCUGUGAUGACUCCUGUGAACCAUCGUAUCUAUGCGAACUUUGUGGUGGACCCGAGCAGGACCACAGACUGAAAGUGCUGUUUCAAGUCCUGGACGUGAAUGGUGAUGGGGGCAUCUGCGUCAACGACCUGUCCAUUGGGCUCAAGAAACUGGGCGUUCAUCGCACAGAACUCGAGCUUAUGAAAAUAGUUAAAGCGGGAGAUAAGGACCUGGACGGCCAGUUGGACUUCGAGGAGUUUGUCCACUAUCUGAGAGACCACGAGAAGAAGCUCCGGCUGGUCUUCAAAAGCUUGGACACUAAGAACGAUGGUCGUAUUGACAAGCAGGAAAUCAUGCAGUCCCUUCGAGACCUGGGGGUUAACAUCUCCGAGCAGCAGGCAGAGAAGAUCCUCAAAAGCAUGGAUAAGAAUGGCACGAUGACCAUCGACUGGAACGAGUGGAGAGACUACCACCUACUGCACCCCGCCGAUAACAUUCCCGAGAUCAUCCUGUACUGGAAACACUCAACGAUAUUCGAUGUGGGGGAGAGUUUGAUGGUGCCAGAUGAGUUUACAGCCGAGGAAAAGAAGACUGGGAUGUGGUGGCGACACUUAGUGGCUGGAGGGGCAGCCGGCGCCGUGUCUCGAACCUGCACCGCACCCCUGGACCGGCUCAAAGUGCUCAUGCAGGUCCACGCCUCCCGUACCAACAGCAUGUGCAUUGCCGGCGGCUUCACCCACAUGAUACGCGAGGGCGGUAUGUGGUCACUAUGGCGAGGCAAUGGCAUGAACGUCAUCAAGAUCGCCCCUGAGUCAGCCAUCAAGUUCAUGGCUUACGAGCAGAUCAAACGUUUGAUAGGCAGCAACCAGGAGACACUGGGCAUCCUGGAGAGGUUUGUGGCGGGAUCUCUGGCUGGAGCCAUCGCCCAGAGCAGCAUCUACCCCAUGGAGGUGUUGAAGACCCGCCUAGCCCUGAGGAAGACGGGACAGUUCUCUGGCAUCGCUGACUGUGCCAAACAGAUCUUCCGGAAGGAGGGCAUGGCCGCCUUCUACAAGGGCUACAUUCCCAACUUGAUAGGCAUCAUCCCCUACGCUGGCAUCGACCUGGCUGUCUACGAGACUCUGAAGAAUUCAUGGCUGCAGCGCUAUGCCACAGACAGUGCUGACCCGGGGGUGUUCGUGCUGUUAGCCUGCGGUACCACCUCCAGCACCUGUGGACAGCUGGCCAGCUACCCUCUGGCCCUGGUCAGGACCCGAAUGCAGGCUCAAGCCACCAUCGAGGGCGGUCCCCAGAUGACCAUGUCGGGGCUGUUCAAACACAUUGUGAAGACUGAGGGUGCAUUCGGACUUUACCGAGGCCUGGCCCCAAACUUCAUGAAGGUCAUUCCAGCGGUCAGCAUCAGCUACGUGGUCUACGAGAACCUCAAGAUGAGUCUGGGGGUGGUGUCACGUUGAGGCCUGGGGGGAGAGGGAGGUAUCACCUCCCCUGAAGGCCAAAUUGUUCAUUUUUGCUUUGCCAAGCUUUGCCAAGUGACUCGGAAAAAAGGGAGGAAUCUCAGCAGACAGAGCUGGGGUUGUUGGAGACAAUCUCAUUCUGUAAAUGUUAUGAAGACAGAUGGGGAGAGAUAUUACAACACUAAGGACAAAAAAAACGAUGGAGAGAUGGGAACGGACACUAUGACUGGAAGGGAGGUGGGGAUGGAGAUCCUCUCACGUAGCUGUAACCUUAAAGUAUCAUUAUGUAAGGAGUUAUUUUGUUAUCAAUCCAGAGGCACAACACCAUGAGUCCACUGUUGGCUUUUUAUUAUCAAAUUGAAGACCCAGGUUAACUGAAAAGCAAACUCUUCACUGGAACUCCAGUAUUCUCCAACUAACGGAAAUGUAUUUACUGUUAUGUUCACUCAAUAGUACUAUCCUAUAGGUGGCAGUAUUAGUCAACCUAUCUGGCUUGUGAAAGACUACUUUUCUAAUUGUCAUCUAAAGUUGUCCUAUGUAAUAUGUAUCCGCCUUAAUGCAGCAUUCAUUAACAUGCAACUAUUAGGGCAUUAGCUGUUAUUUGUCUGGAGGGAGCAAAACCUCAACUCACAUUUUUGAUUAAUCUGGUUAAUUCCAUAUUUUUCCGUUUUCUCAUUGUAUAGCUUGAUGAGAAUGAUAAACAACUGAUUUGAACAGAAAGGGCGAUGCAGAUUGGAUGCCCAUAGUGUAUUAUUGUCCACUUAGUCUUAAAACCGCUGGUAAGAAGUGUGUAUGUCUUGAUGCUAAAACAUUUUUUGUAUUGUAACCAGAUAUUUAAAUAAAUAUGGUCCAAGACCGGCAACGCUCAAAGAAUAGAUACUGUUAGCAGAUGUUUAGUUACGAUACUAUAACAUUCAGAAACUGUUAAUAUAUUGUUUUCCAAGAUACAAUGCAACACAUAAUGAUACCUACUGAUCAAGGUUUGAGACGUUACGCUGUCAGUUCCUGUGUAACAUUUCAGACAGGAAGAUGGCGAUAUUGAGUCGUUUCAUUUUGAAAGACCAUUUUCCACCAUCAUGCUACAGUGGCUAAUUCUAGCCCCGGUCCACAGUAGCAUUUUGAAACUCUAGCGGUUUUUGAAUGCCCAUACUAACAUACUAUACCCUUAGUUAAUUUAUACGGGAAACAAACUGUAUCGUUUCAGUUGAGCGUACUAGAACAUCGCCUGUCUACCGGAAGUUGAUGCUGUUGCUAUGGAACCUUUUGCUAGCUUGUUAGCAUAACAAAUGACUAGCUAAACAUUUUACGAUUUCGGUAGAAUCGUAGAUGUAGAAUGAUGUAAAUAAUCAUGUCACUAAACGUUGGGUAGUUAGUUAGAUAGCUAAUAUGCUGUCUGGCAAGUUUGAUGUUUUAGUAACUAGUUAACAUACCUGUACAUACUGCUGUAAUGCUAUAUGGUUCGUUAUUAGAAAAGUCAUUACAUUGCUCAACAUUUGUCAAAAUUAGUUAAAGCAAUUCAUUUGUAUCUGCUCUCGUCGUACUUCGGUUACAUAUUUUAUGCCAUUUUCUUUAAAUCUGAAAAGUUGAAGCCACGCACAUUUUCUGAAUUGCAUUAUGGGCCCUAAAAGCAUCCACUGCAUGUAUACUUGGUAUUUUGGUGAACUUUUGGCAUAUUAUGACCAAUAAACAUACUAUAUACUCAAUUCAUGUCACAAAUAGUACAGUUAGUGCGGUUAGUAUCAGUAUUCGAACGCAGCUCAGGGGUGAAAAGACAGACUGCUGCAACCCGAUACACAACAACCAGCAUUAUUCACUGUAUCAUGGUGGUGGAAAAUGGUGUUUCAUAAAGAAAGCGCAGACAUUUUCCCUGUUUUUUUCGGUCUUCUCUCCAUUAAAUCGAGUUAAGGAAGGAAUCGACGCCUUUGCAGCCUGAAUGGAGAAUGUUUUCUGUACAAUCCAGUCCACGGGGAUAUGAGUAUAAAGCCGGAAUAGAUUGCAUAGAUUUUCUUUGGACGGUAAAAUGAAAUUACUCUAUCAACAUCUGACAGUCUUUCAGCUAGUAUUUCUUGAGUUUGGGACUUAUUUGUUUUGAGUUUAGUCGGUUGUCACUAUUUAGCUAAAUGCUUUUUCUAGUUGGUGCAGCUCCACAAAAAUAAGUACUAAUCUUUUGCACUUUUGCUUUAGAGCAAAUACCGGAGCCCGAAUCCAUAUAUUCUCUCCGCAAGAGGGUGGAAAAGGCUGUGUCUGUAUUAUUGUACCCCACCUAAGAAUACCACUCCAUACUGCCUGAAGUGUAGCGCCUUAUUUCCUGCAUUGACGAGCAGGAAAUCAGACUACCCUUUUGUAAACUUGAAAUUCAUUUUGUCCCCCUAUAUCGCUGAAGGUUUUAAUGUAUAGUGUAUCUAUACACUAUACAAAACAUUAAGAACACAUUCUUUUUCCAUGAUGUAGACUGGCCAGGUGAAUCCGGGUGAAAUGAUCCCUUAUUGAUGUCACUUGUUAAAUCCACAUCAGUCGUUGAAGAUGAAAGGGAGGAGACAUGUUAAAGAAGGAUUUUUAAGCCUUGAGACAAUUGAGUCAUGGAUUGUGUGACAUUCAGAGGGUAAAUUGGAAAGACAAAAGAUUUAAGUGCCUAUGAACGGGGUUUGUUAGCAGGUUUCAAGUGCACCAGUUUGUGUUUAGAACUCCCAACGCUGCUGGGAUUUUCAUGCUCAACAGUUUCCUGUGUGUAUAAAGAAUGGUCCACCACCCAAAGGACAUCCAGCCAACUCAAUAUUGGGAAGGUGUUCCUAAUGUUUGGUAUAUUCAGUAGUCUUUAGGUGGUCUCUUGAAUCAAAACAGCCCAUUCACUGUAUUGAAAUAUUUUGCAAAACCUAUCCAGAAUAAAUCCUGAUUUACAGUGAGCUACAAAAGUAUUUGGACAGUGAAUUUUUUUUGUUUGUUUUGGUUCUGUACUCCAGCACUUUGGAUUCCUAAUGAUACUAUGGGGUUAAAAUGCAGACACUGCGCUUUAAUUUGAGGGUAUCUUUGUCCAUAUUGGGUGACCGUUUAGAAAUUACAGCACUUGUACAUAAUCCCUCCAUUUUAGGGAGUCAAAGGUUUAGUACAGUAUAUGGUCCCAUAUUCCUGGCACACAAUGACUACAUCAAGCUUGUGAUUCUACAAACUUGUUGGAUGCAUUGGCUGUUUUUGUUGUGUUUCAGAUUAUUUUGUGCCCAAUAGAAAUGAAUGGUAAAUAAUGUGUUAGGUCAUUUUGGAGUUGCUUUUAUUGUAAAUAAGAAUAGAAUGUUCUAAACACCUCUACAUUAAUGCUACCAUGAUUACAGAUCAUCCUGAAUGAGUGAGAAAGUUACACAAACAUCAUACCCCCCCCCCCCCCCCCCAAAAAAAUACUAACCUCCCCUCAUUUUAAUGGUGAGGUGUUAACAUGUCUUAGGGGUAUGAUAUUUGUGUAACUUUCUCACUCAUCAUUAUUUACGAUACAUUCAGGACUAUCCAUAAUCAUGUAGAUAUAUUCUUAUUUACAAUAAGUGACUCAAGUCUCAAUACAUUAUUUACCGAAGUGCUGGAGUACAGAGCCAAAACAACAAAACAAUUUGUCACUGUCCCGAUACUUUGAGCUCACUGCAUUUAGAAAAUUCUUGAAUGUAUUGAAAACUAUGUAAAUGAACCAUUGUUGUCCUUUGUAGAAGAAUGCAUCUAUUGAAUGAAUGUAAAGCUAAAUGUAUUUAUGCUUAUAUGGGAACAACUGUUAGUAAAGUAACUCAAUAUUA